AUGGCUGAAGUAGCUCCAGCUCCAGCGCCUGCUCCACCUCCGACGGCGCCGGCGAAAAGCGGCGCCAAGAAGAAGGCACCUUCCAAGGCGAAAACUCCGGGACUCAGCGCCAGCGAGCUGAUCCUCCAGGCGGUAGGGGUGUCCAAAGAGCGCAAUGGCGUAUCUCUGGUCGGCCUAAAGAAGUUCCUAACUUCUAAGGGCUACGACGUGGAGAAGAACAAAGCUCGCCUGAAGACGGUCAUCAAGACAAUGGUGGCUAAGGGAAUCAUUGUUCAGACGAAAGGUUCUGGCGCUUCCGGCUCAUUCAAACUGAACAAAAAGGUGGACGCUAAGAAGCCAAAAGCGCCCGGCAAGACCAAGAAAACCACCACGAAAGCGAAGCCCACCAUUCAGAAGGUAUUACCCAAGAAGCCAGCAGCGAAUAAACCCGCGAAAAAGAGCGUGAAAGCGGUGACGCCUAAAGGGAAAACGUCCGUCAAGAAAGCCGCGGCGCCGGCGAAGAAGUCCCCGGCGGUUAAGAAGACUCCCGCCGCUAAGAAGACAACUACAGCCGCUAAGAAGGUUUCUAAACCCAAAUCUGUCAAGAGAGCAGCACCCAAGAAGAAGUAA
Nerophis lumbriciformis (worm pipefish) is the source of this 609-nucleotide messenger RNA. The record is from RefSeq and is a predicted model, not a curated record. Lineage: Eukaryota; Metazoa; Chordata; Actinopteri; Syngnathiformes; Syngnathidae.